This is a messenger RNA of Rasamsonia emersonii CBS 393.64, 1065 nucleotides long. RefSeq lists its product as uncharacterized. Lineage: Eukaryota; Fungi; Ascomycota; Eurotiomycetes; Eurotiales; Trichocomaceae. The coding region runs from base 1 to 1065 and encodes 354 amino acids. The record is from RefSeq and is a predicted model, not a curated record. The transcript is spliced from 4 exons.
AUGUCUCAACAACGACAAUCGUCCGAACGCCCCAGUACCGAGAGGGAGAGGGAGGGCCUCUCCAAGUACGUGAGGCGCAUGAGCACCAUUCUGCGCCGGGGUUCCAAGCGACUGUCCAUCACCAGCCUUUCCGACAUCACGGGCGGCGAGUCCAGCAAAGCUGCAGCUAGCAAGAACAAUACGGCGUCCACGCCGACCACCAGCAAGCCGGCUGCCACCACGACUACGACGACUGCGACCACGACUGCCCCGACCACCCAGCCUACUGGCUAUCGCUGGAGCGCCGCGCAGCAGGAGAGGGCUCGCGCUCUCUUUGCCAAGUACGGUCUGACUCUCGAGCCUGAGGAAUGGAUGUCGCCUCGCAACUUGAAUGUUGAGCGUGUCGAGAAGCCGAUUCGCAUGAGGGUCCGCCGCACCUGCCACCGCUGCCAGACCACCUUUGGCCCUGACCGGGUCUGCGCCAACUGCCAGCAUGUGCGCUGCAAGAAGUGCCCUCGUUACCCGCCUGCUCGGACCAGGGAAGAGAAGGAGGCGAGGGCCAAGGCCAAAGCGGCCGAAAAGGCCAAGGCGGCUGGACAGACCAUCGCGCCCGAGCCGAAGAAGAAGAGCAAGACUCCUCAGCUUACCAUUCCGUCCCGGACUGGCGGCCAGGAUCUCGUCCGCAAGCCGAUCCGACAGCGAGUUCGCCGGACGUGCCACCGAUGCAACACCUUGUUCAUUGGCGAUGCCAAAGAGUGCACCAACUGCCACCAUAUCCGGUGCAAGAAGUGUCCUCGCGAUCCGGCCAAGCUUCACAAAUAUCCAGAUGGCUAUCCAGGGGAUGCCGAUCCGCCGCCAGAGCCUCGCCCACGUGUCUGGAGGAAGCCACGCCGCCGGGUGCGGUACAUCUGCCACCAGUGCUCGACGUUGUACAGGCCUGGGGAGAAGACAUGUUCCAACUGUGGGCAAGAGAAGGGGCCAGAUACAAUCCGAGACCCGCCGAAGAAAGUCAAACCGGAACCGGAUCCGGAGAUUUUGCGGCGUGUCGAGGAGCGGCUGGCGCAGUUGUCGAUCGACACAACGUGA